Molecule: messenger RNA, 7974 nt
Organism: Bacillus rossius redtenbacheri
Lineage: Eukaryota; Metazoa; Arthropoda; Insecta; Phasmatodea; Bacillidae
Product: zinc finger protein 316-like
Exons: 3
Coding region: 2550-3566 (338 amino acids)
Biological process (GO): regulation of transcription by RNA polymerase II
Cellular component (GO): chromosome; nucleus
Molecular function (GO): zinc ion binding; chromatin insulator sequence binding; RNA polymerase II cis-regulatory region sequence-specific DNA binding
Source: RefSeq, a predicted model, not a curated record
UGUUUUUAUGGCGUCACCAUUGUUGUAUUCCAUACGGCGUUGUGUUCAGAUAACAUGUAAAGAACAACAGGUUAUGGGCCCAGGAGACGUGCAUUUUUCUUGGAGGUGUAUAAUUUAGUGACACAAAGAAAUAAACAAAGCCAUCGUAAAAAUGUUGUAUCAGUUGCCGCCCAUCGACAAGUUCAGUGGGCGGGAUAAUUACGAUGCGUGGAAGUUUGCAGUGCAGGCAUAUCUUGAAGAUGUUGAGUUGUGGGAGUGUGUUACUGGUGAAUGUACGGACAAAAGGAAGGAUACAAAAGCACAGUCUAAAAUAAUUUUGUUGAUGGAACCAGUGAAUUAUGCUCAUGUGCAAUCUGCACAGACAGCUUAAGCUGCAUGGGACAACUUAGCAUCGGCUUUUGCUGAUACUGGACUGACAAAACGUGUGGGUUUGUUGAGAACACUUAUAACAACACGCCUCGAGGACUGUGAAACAGUAGAAGAAUUUGUAAAUAAAGUAAUAAACACUGCCUUCAAACUCAAUAACAUUGGACUGUCUGUUAGUGAUGAGUGGGUAGGAAUUAUCUUGUUAGCAGGGCUGCCAGACGAGUACCAACCAAUGAUUAUGGGGAUUGAAAGUUCAGGGAUUAAGGUCACAGCUGAUUCUAUCAAGACUAAAACUCCAGGAUGUUAAGGUAAUGAAAACGGAACGAGAACACAAGAGUGGAGCUAUGUACAGCAAUGACAAUAGCAAUAGCUCAGGGUCACGUAAUAGUUCAGGCCGCAAGUUUGUGAAUUAUAAUUCUAGUAGUGGAGAUCGGUAUCACAACAAGAAUGCUUCUGGAGAUGCAAGGUACAAGGGACCUCGCUGCUACAAUUGUAACGGCUAUGGUCAUUUUGCCAACAGCUAUAGCACUAGCCCUUAUAGGCCAACACACCAAGCUCCUGACAAGACACAUGACAAGAUUGAAAGAAAUUUGUUCACAGCUCUUUCAGCCCAAACAUUAGCGAAUCAAAAUGACUGGUUCCUUGACUCAGGCUGUUCGGCACAUUUGACAGUUAAUCUGGAAAUGCUGAGUAAUGAGAAGCAGUCAAUUAAGUUAACAAUAGCCACAGCUAAUAAUGAAAAAAUGGUCACAGGCUGGACACAGGAUAUAAUAAUGGCUUUAGAAUAGUUCGAAAGGUUCACAAGGGCGUUUCAAUAAAAGUCCGUUUUGAGGACGCUACAAUGUUAAAAUGGCUAACUUUAGCUUAUAGCAUAAGCCUCAAACAUAAGUUGAAGAUAACUUAUCUCAUCGUAGCAGGAACCCGUUCUAAACACUCACACUCGUGGUUGCAACAAUAUAGAUUGUUUUGCAGACACUGAUAUUACUGACUUUUACAAUCUUAAUUAAAAUUAAAUUUACUUGAUGUAGGCUUUUGGACAUACGCCAUUGCUUAGCACAUGUAUGUCUGCAGAAGAAAACUACAAAAAAACACAAAUUAAGCAAAAAUUGCUGUUGUCAGGAUUUGACGCCACACAAUAUUCCACAACAGGAAUAUGGUCAACAAACAAGGAAAAAACAAAGAAAAAUGGACUAACAGAACGAAAAAAAAAAACCACAAAUGAUGACAACACAAAAAUUCCGAACCCAUUAAAAUUCAACACAACAGUUGAAACGAGACAAAAAACACAGCAAAACGAAAAGACGAAACAAACACAAUAGUUUUCCAAAAAAAACAAAAACAAAAAGAGAAACGAAAAAACCCCCACAAAUGAUGACAGCACAUAAAAUAUUGAACCCAAAUAAUUCUGCUUGUUUCUGUUUUAGAAAACUGUUGUGUUUGUUUCGUCUUUUCGUUUGGUCGUGUUUUUGUCUCGUUUUGAAUGUUGUGCUGAAUUUUUUGGGUUCAAUAUUUUUUGUGCUGUCAUCAUUUGUGGGGGUUUUUUCGUUUCUCUUUUUGUUUUUUGUUUUUUUGGAAAACUAUUGUGUUUGUUUCGUCUUUUUGUUUUGCUGUAUUUUUUGUCUCGUUUCAACUGUUGUGUUGAAUUUUUUUGGGUUCGGAAUUUUUGUGCUGUCAUCAUUUGUGGUUUUUUUUUUGUUCUGUUAGUCCAUUUUUCUUUGUUUUUUCCUUGUUUGUUGACCAUAUUCCUGUUGUGGAAUAUUGUGUGGCGUUAAAUCCUGACAACAGCAAUUUUUGCUUAAUUUGUGUUUUUUGUCAUUUGUGUUUUUUUGUAGUUUUCUUCUGCAGACAUACAUGUGCUUAGCAAUGGUGUAUGUCCAAAAGCCUACAUCAAGUCAUGCACUCCCAUUGCACAAAUCUUUCAAAGAUAAUAAAAUUAAAUUAUUUGGCUGAGGCUGGCAUCGGGAUAGUACCUAACGAAGAGACGCCUUUUCUUACUUCCUCCUUGCAUAACUAAUUACACGGCUGCACUUCUGCCUAUCGGCUUGAUGCAGUUAUCAAAUAUAGCCUGCGGUUGUUAUCACUGCAGCUAAGAACAGGUGCGCGUGCUGGAAGGGGACGACCUGCCCCAGUUCGUGUGCGCCGACUGCGAGGGGACCGUGCACCAGUUCUCCGAGUUCUGCGCCAUGGUGCAGGCGGUGCAGAGGCGGCUGGAGCGGGAGAAGCGCAGCUUCGUCCGUGUGAGUGCGCGCUGCUCGGCGGGCGGGGGCGCCGGCGCCGAGGGCCCAGGCCCCGGGGAGCCCACGGUGAUGGUGGGGCCGGGCAGCCGGCUGGAGUGCACGCUGUGCGGCACGCUCAUCGACGCGGCCGAGCACACCACCCUGCACAUGGUGGGCCACGGCAUCGGCACGGUGAUCUGCCAGUGCCGCGCGUGCGGCCGGCGCGCCGAGCUGCCCCACUUCCUGCGGGCCGGCGACGAGCGGGCGGUGGCGCGGUGCGAGGACUGCCGGCGGGCCGCGCCCGGGCCCUUCGCGUGCGACGUGUGCUCCAAGGGCUUCCGCACGCGCGGCCACCUGAGUCGCCACCAGCUCACGCACAGCGGGGCCAAGCCCUUCCUGUGCGAGGUGUGCGGCUGUGGCUUCGGCCAGAAGUCCAGCCUGAAGCUGCACGUGCUGAGCCACGCGCGGCUGAACCCCCACGAGUGCGGCCGCUGCGGCCGGGGCUUCCGCCUGAAGGUGUCGCUGCAGUCGCACGUGCUGAACGUGCACGGCGGCGCGGAGGGGGUCGCCCGGCACCGCUGCGACAAGUGCGGCAAGAGGUUCGUGACGCGCUACAAGCUGCGCAGGCACUACCGCAGCCACACGGGCGACCGGCCCUACGCCUGCGCGCGCUGCGGGAAGCUCUUCUCGCAGUCGGGCAACCUCAACCUGCACCGCCGCAAGCACGAGGAGGAGGACGCCGCGUCGUUCCGCGCGCCCGAGCCCGGGCCCGGGCAGUACGCCCCGCCUCCCUUCGGCGCUGCGACCGGGCAGUUCUCGGUGGCCGGCGGCAGCGACAAGGCGAAGAGCGGGGACUCGGAACUGUUCGCCCACUUCGGCCACGAUGCCUUGCUGUUCAUGGACGAGGCGGGCGGCCCCGACUCGGAGACCAUCGCUCUGCCCACCUUCUCCAGUCUGCAGGCCGGAGCACUGCCCCACCACUGAGCGGCGGCCAGGUUCACCUGCCACUCCACAAGUAUACAUGUCUGAAGGAGCUUGGCUUCGUCCUUGGCUCCCUGAUGAUGGCGACUGCAAUGUCGACCGAAUCGUCGGUGGAUUAUUCGCCAAGGACACGGCUCCAACCCAGAAGCCAAGCUACUUUGUACAUGUUUAUGUUGUUUUCAUUUUCAAAGUAAUUAUUUUGAGGUGUUAACUCAGUAAAUAUGCAUCUAUCUUAAGAGCGCGUGCACCAGACACCUUUUCCUAGCCAAAAACUGAAAUGUGAAACAAUAAUGGAAAUGAAUACAAGAACUGUAGAUUCAUGUAUAAGUAAAAAAUGUAAAAGAAGUGCAUGUUCUGAUUUGGAUUCUUUUAUUGUGGAUUUAUAUUGUAAUUAAGAAACAGAUGAUGAAAUAUUUGCAGCAAAUAAAGACUAAGAAUAGUCUAAGAAUAAGGAUAUUUAGUGUAAAUUGGUGUCAAUGUAACAGAAACAUUUUUCUUUAUUUGAAUUAUGGUGAGGCUGACAAAAAUAUAUCAGACGCUUCUUUUAUAGGGACGGGUAUGCUGAUGGUGAAGUAAACAAAUUUUCAGAAGUGAAGAUGACUCCUAGGAAAGAAUUUCCAUUCCAAUCAUGCCGAAGGUCACAUUCGCCAGCAAUUUUUUCUUUCCUUUGUGGGAGAGUUUUUUACAGUUCAAAAUGUGGCAUUAUUGUACGUUGGGCAAUACCCACAGUGAAGGGGCCUUGACGAACAAUGAGUAUAAGACUUAAUAUCAAGAAUUUUACUUACUGCAUCUUUCAAAAUAGCCAUCUAUAAGGUUGAAGGCGGUAGGAAAUAAGUUAGAUAUAAUACCUCAAUGGAGUUCAAGAAUGAUUAAUGACUUAUGAUUAGGAGUGGACGGGAUCCCGAAAUUCAAGAUAAAAGUUGGGAAAAAAACCAUUCCCGAACUUCGGGAAAAUAAUUUUUCUCCUCGGGAUAAUACAUCGGGAAAUUUUUUUUUUUAAAUAGUAAAAACCUUCGUCGUACUAAUUUUUAUAUUAUAAAAAUACAUUAUGUAUACAUACGUCCUGUAACAUCUUCGUUUACAUAUUAAACGAACAAAGUACAAAGACAUCAAAAAAAUAAAAUACAUAUUAUAAACAUUAAUGUAAAUUCAACACUCGUCCAUAAACGGUUUAAAACAAAUCUCUGACUAAAUAAAGAACUCAAUGUUGAAUAUUAUUUUUAAUGAAUUUAUUUUUAAGUUUGGCGAAUGUUAACAUCUUUGUUAGGAUCUUUCUCUUAUAUAGUCUUUGAUCUUUGCCGUAUUUUUAGGUUUUAAUUUGUCUUGAAAAUUAACAAGAGCAACAAUAAGCAGUUUGCCAAACGCGUAAUAUUCGAAAUGCUAAUAAACUGAAAGACGCCAUCUUUAGAGCCAAGAUUAUAUGGUUUUAUGCGAAAUCGCGAAUUUUCACGCGAAAUUCAUCCCAAACCGCGAAAAAUGUGAAAUGUUUUCUAACCACAAAUAAACACCUCAAUAUUGAUUUAAAUCGUUAACUACCGACUAUUGGUUGAUUGACAAAAAUUCUGUAUCUGUUUGUAGAAGAAAUGGUCGUCGUCCAACUGCAGUGUGGUGGUUAUUUAAUGCGUUAAUUAUUCAUCUUAAAAAAUUACAAGAUAUCACAAAAAUUGACGAUUUCACGAACAAAAAAAGAUCGUUAUCGGAGUUAGGUUAGGGUUUUUAAACGCAUCUAGCCACUAGAGAUCACGCAAUAUUAACAACUGACGAUCGUAAACUUAAAAUUAUCAAGUUAACAAACACAACAACGUGAAAAAUCUCAGCGCCUUGUUUGCUGUAUCCUUUGAAAAAUACACGUGAAAAAAAACUGCAUUCAUUAAAUAAAUACAUAUGAAAAUAAAAUAAAAGCGAACAUUGAUAUUUAAUGAUCACUUAAUAUUUAAUGAAAUUUCACUGUAACGCAAUUUUGUGUGCUUGUUGAAUAAGCAGUUUACCGUGAAGCCUUCAUUUUCAUUUCACACUUCACAGGCGAGAGUGCCAAAAUCGUAACAUAAUCAAAGUUUUCCGAUCGCUAAUGAAAAAGCACCAUAUUGCAAGGAUUUAUUUAUUUUACGGUCAUUAAAUAUUUUAAAUAACGCUUACCUACCCAACCCUCCCGGAAAAUAAAUAAAAACAUUUAUUUCACUGACCUGACAUAACCUAACCUUUUACUUCGGGUUGAGUAUAUGGCUCUCUCGCCUGUAAACAGUAGGCUUCCCGCGGUUUAUUUUUUCUAGUGGUGCACCGAUGCGGAUACCGAUGAAUCGUAAUCGGCGAUUAUGGGUUCUUAACGAUUAAUCGUAAUUGGAAAUUAUCUUAACGAUUACUUUGCCGAUUAUUUACAUCCCGGCGUAAUUAAGUAGGUUUUUACCGUGUAAUAUUUUGUUACACAAUUUUUAGAAUGAAAUACGGUAAUAUUUGUAUAUAUUACAAAAUUCAUCUAACUCCGUCAUAUCAUAAUUACAGAUAUUUCGUUAAGUUUAAUAAAUCUUAUUGCCUCGAACAAUAAAAGACAUUUUUACUACACGUUUAUUUACGUUUAGUCUUUUGUUUCGUGGCCUUGUACAUUACCUAUAGCCAGAGACGUAAAAUAUAUGGCACACAAUCAAAAUACCACAAACAGUUGCAGUGGAUUCUAUGACAAUCGAUCUUUUCGAGUCGUAGUAGCGGUUCAAAAUCGUGGUCCCGAUACCUUCUAGUUUUUAUCACUGCGUUUUACAAACUCGUUAUGGGCGUCUUUGGUAACAUUAUCCGUUUGUUAUUUGUAUGACGUGAAAAGUGAAAAAGUAUUUAUAAUUUUAUAUAUUCAGUCAACAUAAAUAAAAUCACAUGUGCUAGUAUUGGUUUUUAGUCAUUUUUAUAUAAUUAUAGUGAGAUGGCGACUAGGGAGAAAAAAAGUGAAUUGUGGAAACAUUUUUCUAUAAACUCAAGUGAACAAAAUAAAGCAGCAUGUUUACAUUGUUAAACGGUAAUUUCUUGAUGUAACCUUAUGUGAUAGUCAAUAAUAAUGCUAGUUUUCCGCAACAAAAACUUACCCAUUGUAAAUUACAAUUGUUAGACUGUAGUUCAAGGGUAAAUAUGUAGUGUACGGAUUAGCGCCAAAAAAAAUCGUACAAAUAUGAAAUAACUUUCAUUAUAUGCUCUUUAACGUCCUCUUUUCAUAACCGCCUGCGGAGAUAAAAAAUUCCAAAUACUUUUGGAGAUAUGGUCGUUCUUAUUUUGCUAUACCAGAUGUGUGUAAUAAUUUGACCGUCGCCAUUUUAUAUUUUGCCGUGUGCGCGUGAAUGUCUAAAUAACAGAAAUUUUCCAUUAGGUAAGGUUAGUUACAUUAUAAAUAUUUCAAAAUAAACGGAAAUUAAAAAUAAUAUCAAUUUAUUUCACAUGUUGUAUAGUUUUAAGUAUUUAUAAUGUAACUGACCUGACCUAACAAAAUGGGACAAAGGUAGAUUAGGUCAGGUCAGCUACAUUGUAAAUACUUUGAAACUGAACGGACAUUAAAAAUAAUAAAAUUAAUUUUAUUGGUUGUUUAGUUUUAAAGUAUUUAUAAUGUAGCUGACCGUAGCUGACCUGACCUAUCAAACCAGGACAAAGGAUGAACAGAAUAAACUCACACAAGUUUCUUUUUACAUGAUGUAUUCGUUCAUGUGAGAGUCCUAAGAUCCACAUAAAGUUCUGCCAUUCCCGAUUACACCCGAAUAUUCACCUUCGGCCAACCUCGGGAUUUAUUUAUUUUUGCGCAGGAAAAAUGAAUUGAAAUAUUAAAAGUGGUCGGAUAGGUUAGCUACAUUAAAACACUUUAAAACCCUUUGGAUGGUUAGUUAGGUUAGUAUAGCUACAUUAAAAUAAACAGAGAAAUAUAAAUAUUAAUAAAUAAACCCGAGGUUGGCCGAAGGUGAAUUGUUCGGGUGUAAUCGGGAAUGGCAGAACUUUAUGUGCAUCUUAGGUUAAUCCGUUCGGGAACAUCGCAAAAAAAAAAAAAUCAUACUUGUAAACAAGGAACCGUUAUUGCCGCAUGAGUGCACAGGAUGAAAAUUAAAAAAUUCGAUAUCUCCAAAAGUAUUUGGAAUUUCUUAUCUCAGCCGGGUUUAAUGAAAAGAGGAAGUUUAAGAGCACAGAAUAAAGGUAUUUUCGGAUUUUUAAUUUUUUUUUUAAAAAAAUCGCCAAAAAAGAAGAUUAAAAAAUUCUAUAUCUCCUAAAUUAAUUGGAAUUUUUUAUCUCCGCAGGCGGUUCUGUAAAGAGGACGUAAGAUAGCAUAUAAUGAAAGUUAUUUCAUAUUUGUACGAUUUUUUUUGGCGCUAAUCCGUACAAUACAUAUUUACCUAUAUUUUUAUACUGUUAUUAUAACUGUAUUCUCGAUUUUACCUAAUCUUGUUAUUAA